CUCGCCUCCGCUAGAACCCUGUGACAAUCGCCUUGUUGCCACUGGGAGCGCGUGGCUGGAAUCCUGUGACAGUCGCCCUUAUUGCUGCUGGGAGCGCGUGGCUAGAACCCUGUGACAGUUGCCCUUGUUACUACUGGGACCGCGUGGCUAGAACCCUGUGACAGUCGCGCGCCCCUGCCGAGGAGCACCUGAGACAGUACUAGAGCGACUCGAAUCGUGUCCGGCAGAUUGGGGCGAGAAGGCAGGGCGGGGGCAUUUAUCCCUGUUUCACUUCCAGCAACCAGGUAAAUCUGACGCCUGCUCCUGCCGAGCAAGUGCCGUGGUGGAAGCGACCGAGAUUCGUGUCGAAUGCUUUGAAGAGUCAAGGAUCUUAAUCCAACUCUGUCCAUCUCCAAUUCUGAUUACCACUUUCACUGGAACUGUUUGAUUUUGAGAUGCUGCCAGACCUACUGCAUUUCUCCAGCACUCUAUUUGUGUUUCACUAAAACCCUGGUUUUGACAGGAUCAAGAAUGGUAGAUACACAACUGCCUCUAUGGCCCAUCAACUUUGCGAUGGGUACAAUGGACCUUUCAGAAUUUGCCAAUCACACUCAUUCUUUCGAUGCGAAGCCAUUUGCUACAGUCGACUUUUCCACUGUUUCUGCAGUUAAUUAUGAAGAUCAUGCUUCAACCUCUUUAAGAAUUGAUGAGAAUUCUUCAGACUGUAAAUAUGAUGAACAAUUUCUGGACUGCCAAAGUGCUAUUAAAGUUGAACCAUCUUCAUUAAAUGACAGUUCAGGAAAAGAGCUUUCAUUUGAAAGACUACAAGAAAAUACAUCCAAUUCAGCCUUGUCUAUUGAAUGUAGAGUAUGUGGAGACAAGGCCUCAGGCUUCCAUUAUGGGGUCCAUGCAUGUGAAGGAUGUAAGGGUUUUUUCCGGAGAACAAUCAGGCUGAAGUUGAUGUAUGAUAAAUGUGACCUAAACUGUAGGAUACAGAAGAAGAACAGGAAUAAAUGUCAGUACUGCCGGUUUCAGAAAUGUCUCAUUGUCGGCAUGUCACAUAAUGCAAUUAGAUUUGGUAGAAUGCCACAAGCUGAAAAAGAGAAACUUCUAGCUGAAAUAUCCAGCGAUGCAGGACAAUUGAACCCGGAGUCUGCUGAUCUCCGUGCUCUCGCCAAGCACAUGUUUGAGUCAUACAAUAAGGCUUUUCCUAUUACCAAAGCUAAAUCUCGAGCAAUCAUGGCAGGAAAAACGGGAGACAAAUCGCCAUUUGUCAUUUAUGACAUGAAUUCCUUAAAGGCAGGUGAAGAGCGCAUCAAAUUCAAACAAACACCAUUGCAAGAGCAGAACACAGAGGUAGAAAUCCGAAUUUUCCAACGUUGUCAAUUCCGUUCAGUGGAGGCUGUAAGGGAAAUCACUGAAUUUGCAAAAUCUAUCCCAGGGUUCAUAAAUCUUGACCUAAAUGACCAAGUGACUCUUCUUAAAUAUGGUGUCCAUGAGGUCAUAUUCAGUAUGUUGGCUUCCCUGAUGAAUAAGGAUGGACUUCUGAUUGCCGCUGGCCAGGGUUUCAUGACUCGUGAGUUUUUAAAGAGCCUGAGGAAACCCUUUUGUGAUAUCAUGGAGCCCAAAUUUGAAUUUGCCAUGAAGUUCAAUGGUUUGGGGCUGAACGACUGUGAUAUUGCAAUAUUUAUUGCUGUCGUCAUACUCAGUGGAGAUCGUCCUGGAUUGAUAAAUGUUAAACCAAUUGAGGAACUGCAAGAUAGCAUCCUUCAAGCGCUUGCCCUUCAGCUUAAGAUAAGCCAUCCAGAUUCACCACAAUUGUUUGCAAAGCUACUUCAAAAAAUGACUGAUUUAAGACAGAUCGUCACUGAGCACGUCCAACUUCUGCACACCAUCAGGAAAACAGAGGCAGAAACGAGUCUUCAUCCACUCCUGCAAGAAAUAUACAAGGACUUGUAUUAGAAAGUGUUACCUUGAACCACAUUCAAAGAAAGGUUCCUUUCUCAAAUUGCACUGUUUCAUUGUCCAGUGUAACAACGAACACUUAGGAAUGGUGGCUUUACUGGGUACUCAAGCAAUAGUUUGCAGAUUUGCACACAACUCCAUUGUACACAAGAAAAACAGGCAUAAAUGUUGAAGGUUUUCUUGCGGUUGAUAUUCUCUAUUGGGGAUGUGACUGAAUAAUGCGUAGAAUUGUUUAAGUGCCUUGAAAAUUGUUUAGUCUAUGAAUGAUUUUGAGAAAUGUCUAUCAAGCAGUUGAGAAUAAAGACUAAAAGUCUCGUGUUCACAGUUUAAAUUGUCACUUUUCUGACAAACUUAACUUGGUAAUCUUUCAGGAUCAUAUGUACUGGCCAUUAUUAUCAUAAUAAUUGAAACUUCACUGACAUUGUUUAUGUGAGUGCUGGUGGCAGUUAUCAUGCAAACAGUUCAGCUGGCAAAUUACCUAUGUUAAAUUUCUGUCUGUUUUAGGAAAAGUCUUCUCAGCCUAUUUAGUGUUGUUCAAAAUGGGCAUCCAGAUUUCACUUUUUGUUAUUCAGUACCAUGUGUUCUGUAUUUUUAAGCAUAUGUUUGAAGAUUGUUUUUUAAGCUGUUCCCACCAAGAAACUUUUGCAAUUGGAUCGAGCUAUCAGUCAUAAAAGAGAGUAGUAUUCUAAAUGAAUGUUCUAAGUUCUCAGUUAACAAUGUGAAAAUUAAUUGUGUACUAUUGUAUAAUGUACCAACAGCAAAACAGAAUUACACUGGAUUCUCCAAAUGAACAGAAAAAUGCAAAAUCUGUUUAUAUGCAAAAUACUGACCUCGAUUCAAAACCUUAAGUGAAAGAAUCCAAAAAGGCUACUGUACAUUGAAUUCAUUAAAAAUACAA
Molecule: messenger RNA, 2842 nt
Organism: Hemiscyllium ocellatum (epaulette shark)
Lineage: Eukaryota; Metazoa; Chordata; Chondrichthyes; Orectolobiformes; Hemiscylliidae
Gene: pparg
Product: peroxisome proliferator-activated receptor gamma
Exons: 9
Coding region: 511-1941 (476 amino acids)
Biological process (GO): negative regulation of transcription by RNA polymerase II; regulation of lipid metabolic process; positive regulation of transcription by RNA polymerase II
Cellular component (GO): nucleus
Molecular function (GO): nuclear receptor activity; zinc ion binding; RNA polymerase II cis-regulatory region sequence-specific DNA binding
Source: RefSeq, a predicted model, not a curated record